Porites evermanni is the source of this 2852-nucleotide messenger RNA. The record is from the annotation of a GenBank genome assembly. Lineage: Eukaryota; Metazoa; Cnidaria; Anthozoa; Scleractinia; Poritidae.
GUAUGCAGGUCAUGUAACGAGAGCAGCAUUUGAAGACAAAAAGACUGGUUACACAUAUAAACAUGGAAAAUCUAACUGCAAAGUUUUCUCAUCAAACUCGUUUGACGAACAGUCGUGGCUUUUACCUUCGUGUCACAGAGGACAAUGUGGAAGGAGUCGAAGAUGAAAACGAUAAGUAUAGUGAGUACGCAACGAAAUUUUGUACAGUGCAGUCUUCAUCAGGCUUCGGUACCUAACGUCAUCUCAUCAAAAUUGACUACAUUGUGAGACAAACGGUCAUAUCGAAAUACCUUAUUGCUACUAAAUCCCCGCCAAAGCGAGGGCCAAUGGCCCUCGAGCAGGUGAGGCUUUUUUAAAAAAUCUGAUCGCUCGAAGAUCGUAAGUGGAUAGCUUAGGGCAGUGAAAUAUCGGUUGGCGAUAUGUCAAUUUAAUGGGUUGGGGGACUCAGCUGACGACAGAAACAGACGGGCCGCACAGCAAAACUGCAGCAAACUAGGUUGUUUUUGCAACGCAUACCCAAUCGAUAACAGUAGGAAAAACAAAUCACUACGUGCCUCUGCGUCUCGAAACUGAUAUAAGAACAAUGUUGGCAGGCACGGUUUUGCACGGGAAAGUUGCUUUUAAUUUCUGAAUUUAUAAAUAUAGAUUACUUCCCUACGAAAGUGGAUCUUCUUGAGAAACUGAAAUUUAUUCUUCACCAAUUGAAAAUAUUUGGGAAAUAUUUACUGUAGACCGUGGAAUGCUUGUGCUUUUCUGAUUUUUUAUGUACAUAUUUAUUUAUUCAUUCAUUUUUCUGGAUGUGAUUUAAUUCCUUGAUCAUGAGUCCUCCCUUUUUGUGACAUGUUUGAUGUUUCUAACAUGCAGUGAUUGCCCUGGGUCAGGAGCCUAUUAGACUCUUGCCGGGGUGUGAUAAUUAAAGCUACUACAUACAAGGACCAUUGACAAAGUAGCACUGAAUAGAGCGCCUUAUCCCUUACUUUUACUGUUUCUGUUGUUGUUGUUGUUGUUUUUUCUUCUAAUUAAGUUGCUUCAAAGGAAAACUAUUAUUAUUAUUAUUAUUAUUAUUAUUAUUAUUAUUAUUAUCGAGAACGCACGUUUUAUCCAAAUCGAUUGCCUGGUUCCUCGAAAGGUGGUUACAUUUAACCCAGGAUUAAGUCAAAUUUUAAGCACGGUUUUCUUGUUUAAAAAUUAACAUGCAACUCCAGUUACAAAAUGCUGUUGGGCGUUCACUCCCAAGAACGGCAAUGAUAACACAAUAUGUUAAUCUAAGCAGUACAUAGGAAGGUAAAAUACAAAAACGGAACAAAAUUUUUAUCUUAGAUUAACGCUAAUCGGCUUUUUGGGAAUCUGUUUUUGUACAUAAAAUAAGAAUUCGCUCUAGUGUGACCAGGGCCUUACUUGCCAAUUUUUUAAAUUUUCCGUUAUGAAUUACAGCCACCUUGGAAAUCAUAUCAGUUGCAGAUGGAGGAACCGCAAUCCGAGGGGAGGCGUCUAAUCGCUACAUUGGAAUGGCUGAUGAUGGUAAACUCGCUACUCGUGUAAGUAUCAAAUGCAGUCGAAACUCCGUAUGCUUAGGCCGUCCACCGCUUUUGAGUACACCAAAUUUUCAUCCAGUCAAAGCUCUGAAGAGUAGUUAUAUUAAUCCUUAAUGGUAGGUGACAAGUGAUGGCAUUUAGCUAAAAUUAAGUUAAGAAAUUCUGCAGAUCAGUUCUUUUCAAUAAAUAAAUUCUCAGUUUUGUUUUUCAUCGCGUUUUUGUUUGUCAAAAUAUGUGAUAAAGCCAAAGUAAAGUUUUAGUACUUUUGUUAGUAAUCGGACGAUUAUGUUAACUUAUUAGGUAUUCUUGAUAACGUAACAGAUAUUAAAUAUAGUUUUACUAAAAUAGCGUUAAUAAAUUGGAUAUGUCAAAAACCAGGUUAGAUGGUUACUCGAAGAAUGCUUUUCAGGGGCACCCAACGACAAUUUUCGGAAAAUAUCUGUUCGGAAGACGAUUUGAGAUCUAGAAUUUUCGGAACAUUUGUUGUAAAAUUUCUUACUUACCUCCUUUCCUAGGAUUUUUCGAACAUCUAAAAAAUGGUAUAAUUGCCCAUUUUUAACGGAUUUUUACCCUUAAAAGGUCACCUAGAAUUUUCGAGAGCCUUUUUUCCGGCUGAAAUUUUCGAAAAGGUAAGUUUUGAUCCCUAUAAUUUUCGGAUCACUAGACUUUCAGCUAGGAAAUUCGAACAUAUGGAAAAUUUUUAGGGGAUAAAAAUAUGCCUAUAUCUACCGUUUAAAUACUAAAAUACGUUUAACAAUGCUAUGUUUAAGUGGUUUUGAACUAUACAUUCUCGUUGGGUGCCCCUGGCUUUUCAAGAACAAUUUGAGGCUGAAGUGAAUGAAAACAUGCCUUACUUGUUGUCGUAAAAAAGGACCUUAAAACAACGUUGUGAUCUUUCAACAGAAGUCUUUAACGGAGGAUUGCAUAUUCAGAGAACAUCGUAGCUUUAAUGGUUACAGCAUGUUUGAAUCCAGUUGCCAUUCUGGGUGGUACCUUGCACUGAGUAAAGAUGGCAGAGCGAAGCCUGGGCCUAAAACCGCUCCGGAUCAAACAGCUGUACAGUUUUUAGAGGCAAAUUUUGAUGAUCAUGCGUCAUGGCUACUUGGUCAUUCUAAACCUUUGGUUUUCAAGGCACAAACCUUUCUGAAGACUGACUAGUACAAGGCAGUUUGAAACUCAUUAGAAAUGUAAGAUCAGUCCUUUUAAAGCCAAAUAGACCGAACAACACUAAACAUUUGGCUUGCCACUCUAAAGUAGGAAAAAAGUCGACGAGGAUACAAAUUUGAUCACUUGAAAUAAACAGCUUUCUUUUCUACU